Messenger RNA from Dermacentor albipictus, 2649 nucleotides. RefSeq names its product endothelin-converting enzyme-like 1. The record is from RefSeq and is a predicted model, not a curated record. Gene Ontology annotation, molecular function: metalloendopeptidase activity. Gene Ontology annotation, biological process: protein processing. NCBI's taxonomy places the organism in Eukaryota, Metazoa, Arthropoda, Arachnida, Ixodida, Ixodidae. Gene Ontology annotation, cellular component: plasma membrane.
UGAAAUAGUUUUCCUGGUUAGUGUUGUGAAUUGGAAAUGCUUCGAGCAAUCUCACAUGAUCAUUGUUGUCAGAAACGCUCUGUGGAAGAAGAAAAAAAAGAAGUAUAGACCUCCAUUUGGUGAAAUCUUACACCCGAACCUACCAUUGCUGAUUGUGGCCAGGAACCGCGCUUGGCAACCUUUGCGCAGAAGCCGGCCUCUAAGAUUUGCAAAAGAGUGAUCUGCCAAUGGACGGCGGAGGACGUUCUGCAGGCGCAGCGGCGGGUUUCCCGCUGAAGGCGUUCGGACGGUUCCCCGACCGUCCGAAGCCAACCGACGGUGCGUCUGGAGGGAUGCUGUCGCCCACGGACAUCUCCGUAGUGCUUGUAGGCACAAUAGUAGCCACGGGUCUGACGCUGUCCAUGCCACUCGUCUUCAUGGCCGUGUUGCCAGGCUGCAUCACGCCCGACCCGCGCUGCUUCGACUACGCGCGAGAGGUGGCAUUGGCCGUCUCCAAAAGGGAGGACGUGGAUCCCUGCGACGACUUCUACAGCUACGUGUGCGGCAACUUCGAAGACAUGUAUCCCAACCACUCGAGCUACUUGGCGCUGCUGGAAUCGAGGCUUUACGCGUACCAGAACCACGUGCUCGAGGACCACUCAGUCGGGAAAAUCGACGAAGUCAGCCGUCACGUGAUCAUCGCUUUCCGCCGGUGCGUCGACGAGUACAGACGAAAUCAGGACAGUCCAACCGCACUACGCUUUCUACUGCUAAGCGCGGGCAUCCACUGGAGCCCCGAGGUGCUCGCCUACACCCGCCAGGACAUCCUCGGCGUCCUGCUAAGGCUGUCACUUGAGAUCGGUGUUCCCGUCCUCCUACACGCCGUCCUCGGCCCGUCGCUGAAGCACACCGCCGAUAGCAGACGGGCACUGAACCUAGACUUCCGGUUCCCACUGCUUCCGGCCGAUGCCGGUGAGCGGACGCUUUCGGUCGUGGAGGACACCCUGCGGCUGGUCGCACACAACGGGACAGUCUUUGACCGGUUUCGACACGAGGCCAUGCAAGUUCUGCUGACGCUGAGGAGGCUGUGGUCACGGCUGAAUGCAUCCUUGCACUUUCGGGGAGGGCUCCAGUACGUCAAGUUCUCGCAGGCGCACGAGCAUCUUGUGAAGUUUACUGAACCGGGCGAGCUUUUGAAGCUGACGAACGAUGCACUGCCCACCGAUAGAAACCGAGACUACUUCGGGCCGGACGACGACGUGGUGACCUCCACGCCAACUCUGGUGACCACCUUCGCAGACUUCAUGGCUGUGACAAAACCAAUUGACCUGGUUCUCUUGGUACGGUACCUGGCUGUUGAAAGCCUUCUCCCGGUGUCAUCCAGCCAUCUUGUCGACGUGUACAGCAUCGACCGGAGGGAAGCCUUCCGUUUGCGCGUCCGUGCUUGUUUGCGUGCUGCCAUCGACAUCAUGCCGCGGGCCUGGGAAUACCUCUUCUACCAGGAACGCCUGGGUCAGAGGUACCCCGCACUAGACGCCACCAUGACCUCCAUCCUGGACUCUGCGAUGGACCAGUACUCGUGGAUGGAUGACGAGACGCGGCAGCGCGCCGAGAGGAGGCUCUACCAGCUCCGCAUCGUGCUAGGGCCUCCGUCCGCGUUCUCGAAGCACGAGGCCGUGCAGAGGCGCUAUAAGCACGCGAAGCCACUGCCCGAGUCCAUGUCAUUCGCCGCCUGGAUACUGGAGAAUCGCGCCGCGGAGAUGAUGGCGCGCGCGCGCGAACUCGCGGAAAACAGCGGGACCCCUUCUAUGGAUACGUUCGAGCCAGACGCGUUCGUGGACACGGUCCCCAGCGCUGUGCUGGACACCAUGCGCCGGCAGCUGCUCGUGUCUCCAGCCAUGCUCUUCCCCCCGUUCGUGGUGCCCGACGACCUGCCCUACUCGGCCAUUGUGGACUACGCAGCACUGGGUUCCAUCACUGCCUCGCUAGUUGCACGCCACUUGGACCCUGUGACGGGCGUUUACGACCUCCUGGGCAUUCGCAAGGAGACGUGGUACACGCCCCAGAGCAAUGAGACCUACUUCAAUCUGCUGCGCUGCAUUCAACUCCGUCAGGCCUCCUACGAAGGAGUUGACGUCACCAGUGAAGAAGCAUCUGAGGUCUUAGCGCAUACAGUCGGGCUCCGAAUGGCCCACUCUGCAUAUCGUAAACGCGCCGAGAAAGACGCAGGAUCCAACAGCGGUCACUCCUCGGGCAAGCAGAUCCCGCUCUUCGAGAGUAGGCCGUCCCUCGGCAUCGACGAGUACUCCGGAGCAGUCUACGACGCGGAGCGGCUCUUCUUCGCUGCUUACUGCCUCCAGCUGUGCGGCGUCGUGCUUCCGCGUGGCGUGACUGGCUCGCUGCCGCUUAACGUGCGCUGUAACCUGCCGCUGCGGGAAGUGCCCGGGUUCGGGCGCGCCUUCAACUGCCCCAACAAUAGUGCCAUGGUCUCUCGAGACGCCUGCCUGUGACUCAUUCGCACAAGGUUGCCGCAUCGAAAACCAGCUUAUUUUGACAAGUCUUACGACGAACGGCGGACGUUAGCUAGUGUUAUAACAGCAAUAAUUUUAGUUGUGUUGAAAGCCACCGCACAGGAACUCAUUUCAUAAUAAAAUUGGGCAAUUAACUUUC